Molecule: messenger RNA, 1237 nt
Organism: Trametes versicolor FP-101664 SS1
Lineage: Eukaryota; Fungi; Basidiomycota; Agaricomycetes; Polyporales; Polyporaceae
Exons: 5
Coding region: 115-1104 (329 amino acids)
Cellular component (GO): plasma membrane
Source: RefSeq, a predicted model, not a curated record
CGCUAAUCGCCCUGCAGCCGCAAUCGCAAUUUUAUCCCCGUCAGCCACUGCAACCCACCUAAUACGACCUGCACACGACCUCUGUACGACCCCACUUGACGCACGACCACAAAAAUGUUCUUCCUCCCCCACGCACAUCAUCAUUGGCUGUAUGUAUGGAUCCCGCUCUUUGGCGCAUUCAUGUGGUUUGCCACACUAUGGGCACUCCUCAUCACAUGGCUUGCUAGUGGCAGACCACACUAUGUCUCGCAGGAUGGCAACAUAGCCUACAUCUCGGACGUCGGCGCAGACAUCCUGAAGCCGUUGUUCAUCGUCGGAUGUGUUAUCACCGGACUCUCGUUCUUCCUUUCGUCUGCUAUCGAGAGAACGCUUCGGCACCAGGGCCGGCUUGUCGCGAAUAUGCGCCGCCGAGAGCGCGUUCUCGCCUCGCUAGCCGUGUUUUUCGCCUUCGUCGGGAUGUGUGGGCUCAUCCUGCUCUCCAUCUUUGACACGAAGCGCUUCACGAAACAACACCGUGUUUUCCUUCUCGUCUUCAUUGUCGGCGUCGGAAUGAGUGCUAUUUUCACCGUGAUAGAGUACCGCUGGCUCAGCCGCGACUUUGUGGAGCUCCGGAAACUCAAAACUCUGUACAUCGUGAAGGGCACCAUUGCGGCGAUCCUGAUCCUCCUAGCGAUUGCGUUCGCCAUUGCCCUCUUCGAAGCCACGGACCCCGGAGCUAUCCUGGAGUGGACGAUCUCAUUCGGGUUCACCUUCUACCUCCUCACCUUCUUCUUCGACCUGCGCAUGUCCAAGGGCGUGCACAAGGGCGAGCUCUCGCGCGAGCGGCUCCUCGCGAUGCAGCAGAACGGGCAGAGCAUCGCGGCCGCGCGCGAGGCGAACCAGGGCGACGGCGCAAUGCCGAGCGGCCACCCCGACCAGGUCCAUGGCUAUGGUAAUGGCAACGGUGUAGGGACGAACGGCUACGCGCCAGGGACGGCUGGUGUCAACGGCGAGGCGCAGAUGAGCCAUGCUAAUGGACCGGUUACGUUUGGCAGCGGCAACGCACCCGUAGUGUAUCCCGCGAACGCCCAUGCUGCGAACAGGGCGAGCGUCGGAUAUCCGUAGGUCGGUAGAUGACCAAAGGGCGCGAACAUUGGCCGGUCAGCUUCCCAUACAAUAUCUUCUUGAACAUAUUACUGUAGCAAGUAACUGUUGUGUAUACCAUACCGUGACCCGUGUUAUCGAUGCAUAAUACUCC